AUGAACUCGCUGAAUAUCCUAUCGUCGCGAGUCAUCGGCCAGUCGUCCACGCCCAAUCGAGUCCGGCAACGCUCUCGGUCGCAGGAAGAGAAUCGGCUGGCGGGCAACUCGCCAACGGAGCGAGGAAAGAUACGAUCUUACAGCGAGGAGAACUUCCGAUCACUUGGAAGCGCCGAGAAAAGCUAUGAGAACACGCCGCUGCUGACGGAUGGACACUGCCCAGACGAGAAGACACUGUUGCUCCACGAGCUACAUAGAGAUGGCCCGCUGGCGACGCGGAGCACCUUGCAGCUUUUCGCCCAGCAGCUAUUUGACGCGAUCGCAGAAACCAUCAAAUUCCUCCUCUCCACCUUGACGAGCCCCGGGUUGUAUGCUGCUCAAUGCUUUCAGGAGGAUGAUGGGCGUUAUUCGCUAAUGGCCCCUGUGCGAAAGCUCAGGAAGUUGGUGUCUGGACCCUCUAUGGACGGCUCCUCUCCGUCAGGAAGAGGCGGCAAUAACCGGACGGACAGGAAUAAUAACGGUCACGUAAUCCCUCCAAGGAAGCUGAGAAGCCAUACCUCGCGGGAAUCAAUCCUCUCGGCUACUUCAGAGUCCGAAAAUGAUCGAAGAAGUGUCAAAAGCCUGUCGAUGUCCAGCAAGCCCCGGUCAACAAAAUCGAAAACAAAGUCUCCAGGCUCAGAAGAAACGUCAAAUGGCAACGCCCCUCGCCGGUCGAUAAGGAUUAAACUAAAUAAUGAAGAGACGCUGAAACGACAGAAAGAACGCCAGCAACAGCAGGGUACCGACAUGGGGCAGCCGUUGCAUGAUGGCGUCUCGCGAGUCCACUCGACCGUGAACCCGAAUACUCUAAAAUCACCCACCUCGCCGUCUGUCCACAAGCUGGAUAGAUACCCGCAUGCUCCCGCUCCACCCCGGCCGUUGAUUCCGCUCCGCGUACCAUCCUAUACAGCUGCCUCACGCACUUCCAAAGCACCCCAGAAGACCCUUGUGCUGGAUCUAGAUGAGACUUUGAUCCACUCGCUCGCCAAGGGCGGCCGAAUGUCGAGCGGCCACAUGGUUGAAGUGAAGCUAGCUGCACCCAUGACGACGGCCCUGGCCCCUGGAGGGCCAGCGACGACGCUAAGCCCGCAGCAUCCCAUCCUUUACUAUGUGCACAAAAGGCCGCACUGCGACGAUUUCUUGCGGAAAGUGUGUAAGUGGUACAAGCUAGUCGUGUUCACUGCCAGCGUGCAAGAGUACGCCGAUCCGGUCAUCGACUGGCUUGAACAGGAGCGCAAGUUCUUCCAUGCCCGGUACUACCGUCAGCACUGCACGUUUCGCAACGGUGCCUACAUUAAGGACCUCAGUUCAGUCGAACCGGACCUCAGCAAAGUCAUGAUCUUAGACAACAGCCCAGUGAGCUAUAUUUUUCAUGAAGGUAUGCUUCUUUUGUCCCCCCUAUUCACCAAUCCCUCCAUCUCGCAGCAUUGGCAUCCUCACACUAUUCUGGCAGAUAACGCCAUUCCUAUCGAAGGGUGGAUUAAUGAUCCCACGGAUAACGGCCUGCUUCACCUGAUACCCAUGCUAGAGGCACUUCAGUACGUGACGGAUGUACGAGCUCUCCUAGCACUACGUAGAGGCGAAACAGAGACAUGA
Molecule: messenger RNA, 1635 nt
Organism: Penicilliopsis zonata CBS 506.65
Lineage: Eukaryota; Fungi; Ascomycota; Eurotiomycetes; Eurotiales; Aspergillaceae
Exons: 1
Coding region: 1-1635 (544 amino acids)
Molecular function (GO): protein serine/threonine phosphatase activity
Source: RefSeq, a predicted model, not a curated record